This is a messenger RNA of Sorex fumeus (smoky shrew), 2645 nucleotides long. Its product is annotated as CAP-Gly domain-containing linker protein 1-like. Gene Ontology annotation, molecular function: microtubule plus-end binding. The record is from RefSeq and is a predicted model, not a curated record. Gene Ontology annotation, biological process: cytoplasmic microtubule organization; positive regulation of microtubule polymerization. Gene Ontology annotation, cellular component: cytoplasm; microtubule plus-end; nucleus. Lineage: Eukaryota; Metazoa; Chordata; Mammalia; Eulipotyphla; Soricidae.
GAAGGCCCCGCAGUGGGCUCGAUGGUCGGGGCCUGGUAGUGGCCGCGGCAGCGUCUGACCGCCUGACCAUGAGUCUGCUGAGGCCCAGCGGGCUGAAGGCCCCCACCAAGAUCCUCAAGCAUGGGAGCUGGGCCCUGAAGGCACCCUCGGCCGCGGCUGCUCCCGUUGAGAAGACCGUGCCUGGGGAGAAAAGCCCCAGCGCCCCCUCCUCGGAGAUGCAGGAGGAGUUUGUGGGCGACUUCCAGGUCGGGGAACGAGUCUGGGUGAACGGGAACAAGCCUGGAUUCAUCCAGUUCCUCAGGGAGACCCAGUUUGCCCCUGGUCAGUGGGCCGGGAUCGUCUUGGACGAGCCCAUCGGCAAGAACGACGGCUCGGUGGCGGGUGUGCGCUACUUCCAGUGCGAGCCGCUGAAGGGCAUCUUCACCCGGCCGUCCAAGCUGAGUAGGAGCUUGCAGGCCGACGAUGAGACCAACUGCCGGCAGCCAGCGCCUGCCGCCUGGGCCACCCCGCCCCUGUCGGCCUCCCCGGCCCUUGCCGGCACCGCGAAUGUGCCCCAGUCCCCCGCGAAGGAGUCAACGGCCACCCCUCACAUCAGCAGCCUGACCAGGACGGCCAGCGAGUCCAUCUCCAACCUCUCUGAGGCCUGCUCCCUCAAGAAAGGGGAGCGGGAGCUGAAGCUCGGGGACCAGGUGCUGGUGGGAGGCAUGGAGGCCGGUGUGGUGCGCUUCCUCGGGGAGACGGACUUCGCCAAGGGGGAUUGGUGCGGCGUAGAGCUGGAGAAGCCACUGGGCAAGAACGAUGGUGCUGUGGCCGGAACGAGGUACUUCCAGUGUCAGCCCAAGUAUGGCUUGUUUGCUCCCAUUCACAAAGUCAUCAAGAUCGGCUUCCCUUCCACGACGCCGGCCAAGGGCAAGGUGGCCGCCGUGAGGCGUGUGAUGGCCACCACCCCCGCCAGCCUGAAGCGCAGCCCUUCGGCCUCCUCGCUCAGCCCCGUCAGCUCCGGGGCCUCAUUCGAGAGCAGCAGACCCGGCCGCACGGGACUAUUCCCGGAAACCUCCUCCCGCUACGCGCACAAGAUCUCCAGCACCACUGCCCUCCAGGAGGCGCUGAAGGAGAAGCAGCAGCACAUUCAGCAGCUGUUGGCCGAGCGGGACCUAGAGCGGGCAGAGGUGGCCAAGGCCAUGAGCCACAUGGGGGAGAUAGAGCAGGAGCUGGCCCGCCGGAACGGGCACGACCAGCACGUCCUGGAGCUGGAGGCCAAGAACGACGAGCUGCGGGCCAUGCUGGAAGCGACCGACUGGGAGAAGGUGGAGCUGCUGAACCAGCUGGAGGAGGAGAAGAGGAAAGUGGAAGACCUCCAGUUCCGAGUCGAGGAGGAGUCCAUCACCAAAGGCGACCUGAUGGAAAUUUUGUUUUCCCACCAGAAGGAGGUGAAGUCCCUGCAGGCGGCCUCUGAGAAGCUCGCCAAGGAGAACGAGUGCCUGAGGACCAAACUGGACCAUGCCAACAAGGAGAAUGCGGACGUGAUCGCCCUGUGGAAGUCCAAGCUGGAGACGGCCAUCACCCCGCACCAACAGGCCAUGGGCGAGCCGAAGGCAUCCGUGAGCCAGGGCGUGGGCGCCGAGGCGGCCGAGCUGGCUGAGCUCAAGAUGCAGAUCGAGAGGCUACAGUUCGAGUACCAGCAGGAGGUGGAGAGCCUGAAGGCCCAGCAGGCGGCUGAGCGUGCAGCGCACGCCUCUGAGCUGCAGACGCUCAGGUCGCGGCUGUUCAGGACGGCCCAGGAGCAGAAGAACAGCCUGGAGGCCGCACGGGCCAAGCUCGAGCAGAUCGAGGACCAGCACCUGGUGGAGAUGGAGGACACCCUGAACAAGCUGCAGGAGGCGGAGACGAAGGUAAAGCACCUGGAUGGGUUGCAGGCCGUGUGUAGUCAGCAAGCCCAGGCCCUGGCCAAUGCCACGGCACAGCUGGAGGCCACCCAGCAGAAGCUCUUGCAGCUCGAUGGGCUCUGGAAGGCCAGUUCCAAAGGUCAAUUGGGAAUGGAGAAGCUCAGGCAGCAGCUCCAGGUGGCUGAGCGGCAGAUUCAGGAGUUAGAGAAUGCAAAGCGGGCUGAGGUGAAGGUGGAUGUGAGCCGCAGCCAGUGCCAGGCUCUACAGGCCGAGCAUGCCAAGGCCAGCGUGGAGAGCCAGGGGCAGCACGAGGAGGCGCCGCAGGCCCUGCAGCAGCUGCUGCUGCAGGCGAAGGAGAAGCUGCAGGCGGUGCAGGCGGAGAACGGGAGCCUGCUGCGGGAGGUGGCCGAGCUGAAGACGCAAGCCGACAAGGUGAACCUGAACGUGCUGUGCGAGUUCCUGGACAUGUGCGCGGGCAGCAAGCUGACAGCCGGGGCGGGUUAUGUAAAGCUGCCACCCGAGAAAUUCGUCCCGAAGAGGCAGGGUGAUGGGCAGGAACUGCCCACAGAGGCCAAGAAGCUGCCGCUGAACUCAGCUGAGGAGCUCUACGUCGAGAUCCGAGACCGCAACUUCAACGCCGUGGGUGCUGUGCUCAGCAAGAAGGCCAAGGUCAUCUUGGCCGCCUUUGAUGUAAUUGGGGCCUGGGUCCAGGCGGCACCCACUGGCGGUGGUGGCAUCUCCGCUAGCUCCUGCAUCUAG